AUGGAGAAGACUCAUUCUCCCCCCGACAUCAACUACGUCGAGGACACGGCCAACGACAAAAUUGACGAUGGCCACAAUGUGCCAAUCGACCAUGUCACUCCCACGGACGAAACGCCCGAAGAGUACAAACUGACGUUUGGGAAAAUGAUGGCCAUCUUGCUGACGAGGCGGCAUACACAGUCGUUCCAACUCGGCUACUUCUCCGAUACCUUGGUGGUCACCAUGGUGUCCACACUGCUGCAGGUCAUCAACCGCGACAUCGGGCCCAGCAAGUCGUACGCCUGGAUCAUUACAUCCAUCACUGUCGUCGGCGCCGCCGUGGCCCCCGUGGUCGGGCGCUUUGGUGACAUCUACGGCCGCCGCAAUUUCCUCCUCGCUGGCAAUGCUCUGGCCUUGGUGGGCACCGCAGUGGCCGCAACCGCCAAAACUGUCAACACUGCAAUCGUCGGCGGCAGCUUCAUUGGGGUAGCCACAUCGAUGCGCCAGCUGGCCUGGGCUUGCCUGGGAGAGAUUGUGCCCAAGAGGGACCGUGGCCUGGCGUUUGGGUUCCUGCAGCAGAGUCUGGGAGCAGCCGCCGCAUUCGGUCCAGUCAUCGCCUACGGCUUCAUCAACAAUGGCUCGUGGAGGCCCGUGUACUGGCUGCCGUUCGCGCUCGAUGCCACCUCGUUCAUCCUGGUCUUCUUCUAUUACCACCCCAUGAACCAAUAUAUUCAUGAAGUGGGCAAAACCACCUGGGGCCAAUUCCGGGAGACCGACUUCAUCGGCACGUUCCUGUACAUGUCUGGCGUGGUGGUCUUUCUGCUGGGCAUCUCGUUUGGCGGCCAACUGUUUCCCUGGCGCUCCGCUGGCACCAUCGUGCCCAUUGUCUUGGGAUUUGUCACCCUGGUCCUGUGUGGCAUCUAUGAGGCGUAUGCUAAGCAGAAAUAUGCCAUUUUCCCGCGCGAAGUCAUCAGCAACUUCCGUGGCUUUACCGUCUUGCAGAUCGCCACCUUUCUGCUCGGCAUGCUCUACUACUCCAUCGCCGUCUUGUGGCCGGCACAGGUCCAAGCCCUGUAUGCCACGUCCAACCUCAAUAUUGGCUGGUACGCCGCGGCCGGUGGCUUGUCCAGUAUCAUCUUCUGCCCCAUCUUUGGCAUCUUGCAGAAAAAGCUCCCUCACUCCAGGUGGCAACUGCUGGUCUACACCGGAUGUAUGACCAUCUGCUGCGGCUGUCUGGCUACUUCAACCCCGGCUUCCCACGUCAGCUCGACUGUUCUGGUCGCCUUGUCCUUUGCCUUUGUAUCUGCCGUGUCCAUUUUCGCCACGGCCAUGGUCCAGCUCAAUGUCAAGCACGAACACAUCGGCGUGGCAUCCGGCUUGACCGUGACCAUGCGGACUCUGGGCGGCGCCGUGGCGACCACGAUCUACCUGACCAUUCUCAACAACAAGCUCGUUUCCAAUCUCCCGAAAUACGUCGCCACCCCGUUGGCCGAGGACGGAGUGGCUCUCUCGCUCAUUCCGGAUGUCAUCGUCGCCCUCACGUCCGGUGACGCGACCAGUCCCGUCCUGGCCCAGCUGUCUCCCAAGGCGCUCUUGGACGCCGUCACGGGGUUGAAAGGGGCGUAUGCUAAUGCCUUUCGACUCGUGUAUCUGGUCUCGAUUGCCUUUGGCGUCAUCGGCACCUUCACUGUGGCAUUUGCCGCGGACGUGGACCAUCAGAUGACCCGCAAGGUCGACGUAACGCUCGCCGAGGGUGCCCAUAUCAGGGUCCAGACAGACACCGGUGAGGGCCACAUCAUCGGUCGCGAGAGCCACGAGGAGAAGGGUGUCAGGGUGUGA
This is a messenger RNA of Capronia epimyces CBS 606.96, 1818 nucleotides long. RefSeq lists its product as uncharacterized. The transcript is spliced from 4 exons. Gene Ontology annotation, biological process: transmembrane transport. The coding region runs from base 1 to 1818 and encodes 605 amino acids. The record is from RefSeq and is a predicted model, not a curated record. Gene Ontology annotation, molecular function: transmembrane transporter activity. NCBI's taxonomy places the organism in Eukaryota, Fungi, Ascomycota, Eurotiomycetes, Chaetothyriales, Herpotrichiellaceae.